UGCCACUUGUCUUCUCCUUUUUCUAAAUUCUCUUUAUGCUUCUUUCCUGCUCCAAUGAUCGCAGCAAGAUUUCGCCAUUCUUUUCUGCAAAAUACAGUCAGCUCAAACUCUUUGUGGGUUUUCCGCUGAACCCCUUCAUAUAUGGCCACUGAAGCACAUCACUUUCCCAAGAUUAAUGACCAAGGCACUUCUAGUUCUAGUAGAGCUUAUAACCCAAUUCAAAAGGAUGUAGAGCCAUCCGAAAUAACUGAGGAACUCCCUAGUAGACAUACACAUGGGAGAAGUAAAAGCCUUACCGAGAUACCCACAAGAACGCUAGAUGAAACAAGAGAGGAAUUUUUUAGAACAAGCAAACCUCCAACUCCAUCUCUUAGAAGCCAAAUAAAUGAGUUCCAAGUUCCUUCUUCAACCAAAAAUGAAUCAACUACUAAAACUCUUAUUCCCAAGCUCAGUUUUAAAUUUCACAACACUUGUUCAGAUGUUGAAGAGGCAUCCAUCCCAGCACUUGAAGGUUCACCCCCAGAACGACUGCAAGAUCCUAUUAUUUCAAGAACAUCAUCACCUAAUGGGAAGAAAAUAUCAUCCCUACCUGUCACUCCAAUUGCUCAGUCAAAUCAGGAGUCUGAGCAUGGAGGGAACAUUUCCUACCCAGCAACACAUGUUAAAAAAGGACAGCAGUUACCGAUGCAUCGUUCCCGUUCAGUUCCUGUGCUUACCGAAGAUGGCAACACAUACGUAGGUGCCAUGUUUCGUAUUGUUCCUACCACACCACGGUUGGCAAGGAGUAUUGCCACAACAUCUACGAAAUCUCCACCUGACGACACCAUCGAAAACGAGGAUGGGGAAGAUAUUCCUGAAGAAGAAGCCGUCUGCAGAAUUUGUUUGAUAGAAUUGGGAGAAGGUUCUGAUACCCUUAAAAUGGAGUGCAGCUGCAAAGGUGAACUUGCACUGGCACACCAAGAAUGUGCAGUUAAAUGGUUUAGCAUUAAAGGCAACAGAACAUGCGAUGUGUGCAAGCAGGAAGUUCAGAACCUACCCGUCACUCUUCUACGAGUUCUAAAUGGCCAGACACUUUACUUGACAAGGAGUAGAAGCCAACAAUACAGGGUUUGGCAAAAUGUCCCCAUUCUUGUGAUCAUCAACAUGCUGGCAUACUUUUGUUUUCUUGAGCAGCUACUUGUUUCAAGUAUGGGAUCUGGUGCCGUUGCCAUUUCUCUCCCUUUUUCAUGUAUACUAGGUCUACUUGCAAGCAUGACAUCCACAAUUAUGGUGACGUGUGAACAUGUUUGGGUUUAUGCAAUUGCCCAGUUUGUUAUGGUGGUUCUGGCUGGACGUCUUUUCUAUUCACUGCUUAAUAAGGAAGCCGUUCUAUCCAUCCUACUUGCUACAUUUACUGGGUUUGGAGCUGUGAUGUGUGGAGCUUAUAUUCUUAUUGAGUUUUUGAAGUGGAGAAGACGAUGGCUUGGUUCCCAAGAGGUGGUGCUGCCUCAUUAAUCAUAUUCAUCUGCGACCACUCACCAAGCUUUGACCGAUUCUCAACAUCAUGAAAAUAAUGCAGUGCAUGUGAGCUGAUGUAGAAUAUACUUUGAUAUUGAUGGUGUUUAGCUGUACAUAAAAAUAUAAUGUAUGGACUAGUUAAUUUAAGCACAUUACACCCUUUUUUGACUCCGUGGUACUCGCGAGAAUACACAAGUAUCACAUUCCUUGAGAGUUGAGACCGCUGACUCAAAGCCAGUUGUAACUGUGAGGCCAAGAAACUUCUGAGCAAAUCCUGUAGGUGAAAAGAUAAAGAAAGAUGGUUUGUGUACAAUUUUAGGGGAACACAAAGGAUUUUGUACUAUAAAGAUGGUUGAAAAGAUGAAUACAUAUGUGAUAUGUCUAUUUUGGUUGCCUUCUCUA
Glycine soja is the source of this 1899-nucleotide messenger RNA. RefSeq names its product E3 ubiquitin-protein ligase MARCH7-like. Gene Ontology annotation, molecular function: zinc ion binding. Bases 142 to 1494 code for a protein of 450 amino acids. NCBI's taxonomy places the organism in Eukaryota, Viridiplantae, Streptophyta, Magnoliopsida, Fabales, Fabaceae. The transcript has 8 exons. The record is from RefSeq and is a predicted model, not a curated record.